Panicum virgatum (switchgrass) is the source of this 1203-nucleotide messenger RNA. RefSeq names its product caldesmon-like. NCBI's taxonomy places the organism in Eukaryota, Viridiplantae, Streptophyta, Magnoliopsida, Poales, Poaceae. The record is from RefSeq and is a predicted model, not a curated record. The coding region runs from base 1 to 1203 and encodes 400 amino acids. The transcript is spliced from 5 exons.
AUGGCGUGGGCGGCGGCGUUCCAGGGCGCGGCGAGCGGAGGGCGAGCUCGGUUUGGGGUGGAGCGGAGAGGGGAGGAGCGGGAACGCGGGGUGGCAAGGCAAAAUGGGGAGAAGAGGGCUGCAGAGGGGAGCUCGGUGGGGGAGGAGUUAAGGGCGGGCGCACUGGCGUGGGCGGCGGCUUGUCGCGUCGUCGUCGUCGCGGAGUGCUGGCACUCGAGCAUGGCACAAGAUGCGGUCCUGGAGGGGGACGUGGAAACUGAGAACAACUCUAUUUCCAAGUCGGGGGUGGAGAAGCCCCCGAACACUCCUGACAUGAGUGCUCAUGAUGCAGAGGCAAUGGUUGACUCCAUGCUUAUGGACUCUCCAUUGCCGAACUUGGAAAGAGUCAAUGAGGAAAUCCCAAAAGGUGACGGAAGCGGCAAGCUUCCAGAAGGAGGAGAAGGCAAGAAGCUUCCUGAGGGAGGCAAUGAUAAACAGCCUGCGGAGACCCCUACAGAUUCCCAAGUCACAAGGAAUAAUAUAGAAAGGACAGAAGAUGUGCCCAAAAGGGCUGUGGCUGAUGUGCUGGCGAGUACUUCCCAGGUCACAUCGGGAAGUGUCUUGCCACGAGAAAAGGUGGACCUUGCUGUCAAGCUGCUGGAGGGUGUCCAGUCCUCGGAUGAGACAGAACUGAAUGCUCUCAAGGAGAGGGUUAAGACGAUCUCAUCUAAGAAGACUGCUCUCGAGGGAAAGCUGAAGAAGCUCUCCCAGUCAAAGAAAGAUGAAAUAGAGAAGCUUAAGAAGAUUAAGGAGGACUCUGAUUGGGAGGCGGCAUCGACUCUGCAACAGCUCAAGACCCUAUCGCAGUCACGAGACUCGAUGCAUCGAGAACUCGUAGGCUUGAGGAAAGUCAGGGAUGCCGCCCUGGAGGUAGCCGAGGCCAUGGACAUCCCAGAAAGGGACGGAGAUGAACUGCUCACGCUGGCGGGGAGACUUCGCAAAGUCCCAGGGGCCUUUGAGAGGUAUGUCUCCACCAUCACCCGAAAGUAUGUGGGUCAUGUACUCGGGCAGGUGAAGACUUACAGGCCAUCUACUCACCUGGACGCGCUUGGGCAAGGAGCUCGGGCUGACUGUACGGAUGAUCAAUUCCAUCAGUAUUUGGUGAAGACUUCCAGGGUGGCUGACCAGAUUGUAGAGUCCUUGAACAAGGCCGAGUCUCCUUGA